UCAUUCUCACCAUAAGUUCUGCAUCCAGAUAAUCACGAAAUUCAUCCCAAAUGCAAUCUUCCUGUCUUCCAUCAAAAUCAAUGCCGCUAGACAGCUACUCCCACUGGAAACCCUUUUCUUCAUCAACUUACACCUUCAGUUCAUCAUCGCAACAGUCAAAUUUUCUCUUUCCACGGACAAAAAAAUACAGGCAGCAGAGUCGGAGCUUAUGUAUCGUUAGUGGGUCCGAUUCCGGCGACAGCAACUCUCAAGGGACUGCAUUUUUGCUGAAAUUUGGUGGUUGCUCUUUGAAUUCAGAUGAAGAAGGAGAUAGUUUGGGGGUCAAAGCUGCAUUAUCAAUGCUCAAGUUCUAUAAAAGGGAAAUCUCACCAAUAAUGCCAAAAAGUUGCCGCUAUAUACCAACGUGCAGUGAAUACUCCAUGAUCGCUUACAAGAAAUAUGGAGUUGUUAAAGGGACAGUUUUGACUGCCUGGCGUCUUUGUCGCUGUAACCCACUAGGAGGAUCUGGUUUUGAUCCCCCGAGAUGGUUCGAUGAGGAAAGUCCACCGCAGGAAUAACACUUAAUACUCAUCAAACAGAAAUACAGGUAUCUGGCUUUUGGGAAUGCAAAACUUUGAUAUUGUAAAAAGUAUAUAAGCAUUGGUUAUGGUAUUCUCUAAUGCAGGUCAAAGUAGCAUUCUUCUCUAGCUGAUGUUAAAUAGAAUAUUUAUUGUUUUAUCAAUGCAGUUCACUUCUA
This is a messenger RNA of Solanum dulcamara, 736 nucleotides long. RefSeq names its product UPF0161 protein At3g09310. NCBI's taxonomy places the organism in Eukaryota, Viridiplantae, Streptophyta, Magnoliopsida, Solanales, Solanaceae. The transcript has 5 exons. The coding region runs from base 51 to 557 and encodes 168 amino acids. The record is from RefSeq and is a predicted model, not a curated record.